AUGUUUCGACUCAAGGCAAAAAGACUCACAAAAAUCAUUGGAACUCUUGACGAAGACGCCCUGAUGUACGAAGAAAACAUCAUAAGCGAAAUGAUCGAGUCCGGCAUGGACAUUGCACGCAUUGAGCUGCUUCAUCACAACUACAAAGCCUAUUCUACACUUAUAGAGAGGCUUUACAAAGUCGCUUCAAGCAUGAAUGCAAUUAUAGCGAUCCUUCUUGAAAUCCCUGCAAAUAAUAGAACUGUUUUCGUACCUUCUGACUAUACUGUGGAAAAGGAUAGAGAGCUCACUAUUGCAGUUGGUAAAAGAAGCAAUCAAGAAUUCAAAGAAAACGAAGACGAAGACGACAAAAUGUUUAUCAGCAUAAACGUCCUUGGCUCAGAAGUAAAUGAAGGCCAAACCAUCAUAUUUGGAGACGAAGUUAGUGGGGAAAUUAUAUCUGUAAAUCCUGAAGAAAUCAGAGUUCUAAUUAAAAACGAUGGGAUCAUUUAUAACAGAUCAAGAGUUUACAUUAAUGGCUCAUGCAAAUAUGCAGUCAAUUUCUCUGAAAUACAGCAGAAACAUUUAGAUUUUAUCGCGACCACAAAUGUGGAUUUUAUCACUUUUGUGUUUUCAAAAGAACAUUUUAGCGAUGAGCUUGCAUUUAUACAAGAGAAACUUGUGGGGAAAGAGAUCAAGCUUCUGUGCAAGAUUGAGAAACAGCUAGAAAAUGAGUAUCUGUAUGAGUUUAUUGAAAAAACUAAUGGAAUUGUAAUUGCAAGGUAUCCGAUGGGCUCAGAGAUGCCGAUUGAACGAAUUUGCACGUAUCAAAAAGAAGUAAUUGCAGCAUGUCGACAAAGAGCUAAGCCAGUCCUUGUAAGUGGGCAUGUGCUAGGAAGCUUAAGAAGCCUCCCAUACCCGUUAAGAGCUGAUGCCUGUGAUGUCUAUAACGGGGUAAUUGAUGGAAUUGAUGGCUUUAUAUUAUCCUCAGAAAUACUGCAGGAAGAUAACUGAAGGAAUACCUUAGAAAUGCUCACAAACAUACUGGCAACUGCAGAGUCCUCAAUUGAGUACCGUUCUUCUUUCCAAAAGAUAUGGAUUGCAAGCAUGAAGCCAAGUAUUGCAGAGUCAAUUGCAUCAAGUGCCAUUAAAACUUGUAUUGAGCUUGAAGCAAAUUAUAUAUUAUGCUUACUCCCCCCCCCCCCCUCCGUGAGCGAACAAAACCAUUAGAAAAAUCGCCAUUUUUUGACCAAAAACCCACCCUCCGUGAGUGAACAAAAAUUUUUUUAAUAGAAAAAAUUUUAAUGGAAAAAAAUUUUGAUAUAUAAGUGAUAAUUAGUAUAAUGAAAUCUAGAGCUAAUUCUGUUUAAUUUUAAACAAAUUGCGUUUUAAAAACAUAAAUUUUGCAAAUUAAAUUAAUAUUUGCUUCCCAAUUUUUGCAAAUUAGGAUUGUUUUAAAUUUCGAAAAAAAUAUUUUUUAUAAAAUUUAUAUAUAAAUUUUUUUUAAAAAAAAAAAAAUUAACCCCCCUCCGUGAGCGAACAAAAUUUUUUUGUUCGCUCACGGAGGGGGGGGGGGGAGUUAGCAGAGCAUGGAAGAGCACCUAGACUUCUAUCUAAAUAUAAGCCUCCUGUUCCUAUUAUUACAAUAUCAAGUCUUAUAAAAACAGUUCAGCAAAGCUUAAUACAUAGAGGGACUGUGCCUAUACUUGGUGAGAAACUGGAUUAUAAGCAGGCGUUGACCAAUGCUGUUGAAAUGAUCAGAUCUAAUACUGACCAUAACUGCAUCGUUGUAGUUGUUACAGAACUUAUGGAUUCUGCCAAACAUUUUAAUGAACAGAUGGGAGUUCUUACCAUUGAACAAUAA
Molecule: messenger RNA, 1843 nt
Organism: Blepharisma stoltei
Lineage: Eukaryota; Ciliophora; Heterotrichea; Heterotrichida; Blepharismidae
Source: the annotation of a GenBank genome assembly